Vigna radiata var. radiata (mung bean) is the source of this 780-nucleotide messenger RNA. RefSeq lists its product as uncharacterized. The coding region runs from base 229 to 549 and encodes 106 amino acids. The transcript has 3 exons. The record is from RefSeq and is a predicted model, not a curated record. Lineage: Eukaryota; Viridiplantae; Streptophyta; Magnoliopsida; Fabales; Fabaceae.
CGCUCCUCAUCGAAUCUUCUCACACCAUUCUCUCUUUCUCUCUCUUUCUCUCAAUCUUAUCUGCGCUGCAUCUUUCACCUAUUUUUCCCCAAAUCGUAAGCACCAGAAGGACACAGAUACGAGUGGAUGUGCUGCAGAAGAGGAAAAUUUUGCUGAAAGUUGUUGAAACUGUGAAAACCUGACCUUGUGAGAAAAUAGCAUGGAAUAAUCAGAGUUGCAAGAGUCACAAUGAGUCUGGCAUGUCUUGUGUGCCAUAGUGUGGAUAGUCCAUCACCAUCACACUCUUUCAGGAGCUACUCUGUUUCAAGUGCAGAAAAUGAAGGAAGAUGCCAUGCUGUUGCAACCUGCUUAACCAGGAAACUGUCUCUUCCACCCUCGGCAGUACACUCUUUUCUUGCACCAACAUCAUCAUCCAAAGUCACACCACAACCUGCUGGUUCAAGCAACAACUUGAUACCUGGCGGCACACCGCGGCUUGUCAGAAGCCGUGCAGUAACAAGGGACCGAGUAAGAAAUUGGAAUUUUGAUGAAAUUGUAAUGCAGUCCUAGUCAAAACUAUAAGAUAGAAUAAGACUAGGGAAUUUUCUGGUGGGAUAGUUUAUAGCAUGGUAUUGCUAUUUUGCCCCUUUAAAUUUUGUUAUGGGUGCAAUUUAUCUCUUUCUCUAGUUUUCUUGUAAAAGAGUCCAAACAUUUCUAGCCAUGGAAAUAUUCUACUGUGUGAUUCUACUUCAUUUGGAAUUUUCUGUCUGCUCUUCAAGCAUUAACCAAAUUUGUCUAGCA